AUGGAUUUGUCAUUGGCCGAAGAGAAGAGAUUGCUUAAGCUUAAUGAAUUGGAAGAGCUUAGAUAUGAUGCCUAUGAGAACUCAAAUCUAUAUAAGGAGAAGACUAAAAAGUGGCAUGACCAACACAUAAGGAACAAGAGUUUCAAGGUUGGAGACAAGGUGUUGUUAUUCAAUUCUAGGCUUUGCUUGUUUCCCAAAAAGCUAAAGUCCAGAUGGUCGGGCCCUUUUAUGAUCUCAAAGACUACUCCUUAUGGUUCUUUUGAGUUAGAGGCGGGCGAUCAUAAGUUCAUGGUGAGUGGCCAUUGUUUGAAGCAUUAUCUUUGCAAGGAUGAAGUUGGUUUGAUCGAGUGUAUUCAGCUUGAUCCUAUGGAUCCUAAGCCACCCCCUUGA
Molecule: messenger RNA, 390 nt
Organism: Chenopodium quinoa (quinoa)
Lineage: Eukaryota; Viridiplantae; Streptophyta; Magnoliopsida; Caryophyllales; Amaranthaceae
Exons: 1
Coding region: 1-390 (129 amino acids)
Source: RefSeq, a predicted model, not a curated record